AUGCCAAGGACUUGGACGGACACCUCUAUACUUUUGCUUCACGUUGAUCAUCCACCUCCUGUCAACGUCUCACCCUCACACAUAUACACUCUCUCCCACACCCACAUCAUGUCUGACUUCUCCGGGCCCAGAAUCGCCAUCAUUGGCAUCGGCAAGGUCGGCGCCGCCGUCGCCUACUCCAUCAUCCACCGCCAAAUCGCCUCCGAGGUGCUCAUCCUGGACCUCAAGGAGGACUUCCAGGACGCGCAGGUGCAGGACCUGCGCGACUCGACGAGCUUUGGCGUCUCGCCGCGGGUGCGCCCCGGCACGUGGAAGGAGUGCGGCCAGUGCGACAUCAUCGUCUUCACCGCCGGCACGAACCAAAAGGCCGGCGAGUCGCGGCUGUCGCUGCUGCAGCGCAACCUGGGCGUGAUCCGCGGCGGCUUCGACAAGAUGGCGCCGUUCAAGGACGACGCCAUCCUCGUCAUGGUCACCAACCCCGUCGACAUCAUGACCUACUUCGCCGUCAAGUACUCGGGCCUGCCCGCCAGCCAGGUGUUUGGCAGCGGCACCAUCCUCGACACCACGCGCCUCAAGGACACGAUUGCGCAGCGCGCCCAGGUCGCGCCGCGCGCCGUGCACGCGUACGUCGUCGGCGAGCACGGCGACUCGCAGACCAUUGCCUGGUCCAACAUGGCCAUUGGCGGCAUCCCCGUCGACCAGGUGCUGCCGCUCGACCUGGACGAGAAGCACGAGGUCGCCGAGUUUGUCCGCUUCAAGGCCGACCGCCUCAACAAGGUCAAGGGCGAGACCUCGUUCGGCAUCGGCGCCGUCAUCUCCUCCAUCUGCACAUCCAUCCUGCUCGACGAGCGACACGUCCUGCCGCUGAGCCACUACCACGCCGACUACGGCAUGUGCUUCAGCAAGCCCGCCAUCGUCGGCCGCCGCGGCAUCGUCAGGUCGCUGGAUAUCCUCCUCGACGAGGAUGAGCAGGCCUCGUUGGAAAAGUCCAUCCACAAGCUCAAGACGGUCGCGUACGCCACGGAAAACCCCGAGCCCGUCAUUGCGAGCCGCCUAUAA
Messenger RNA from Cordyceps militaris CM01, 1059 nucleotides. Its product is annotated as L-lactate dehydrogenase A. The transcript is spliced from 2 exons. Gene Ontology annotation, biological process: carboxylic acid metabolic process. The record is from RefSeq and is a predicted model, not a curated record. NCBI's taxonomy places the organism in Eukaryota, Fungi, Ascomycota, Sordariomycetes, Hypocreales, Cordycipitaceae. The coding region runs from base 1 to 1059 and encodes 352 amino acids. Gene Ontology annotation, molecular function: L-lactate dehydrogenase (NAD+) activity.